GCCAGACAGAGUUGCACAGCCUGUGGAUUAAAGGUAAAAAGGGAGGCCAUGAAAAGCCAGACCGCUCUGACAUGGUGUGUGGCAGGAUUUGUGGCAUAAACCCCCUUCUGGAGCACUAUGGGAUAUUUUUACAGCAUUCUGAAAAAAGGAAAUGUGUUUGAUGGUUGCCAAUCUUGAUUGUCAAGAACCAAUAAAGAACCAACACAGACCUCCCGCCCCCAGCUGCGACAGCCAAUCACACGCUGCCAUGAAUGAGGGUCUUUCGGAGGAGGAGUGGGACGAGGACGUGGCCACGCAGCUCAUGAUCGAGCAGAGCCUGCAGGACUGUGCCAAACACGGGGACCGCGGGGACCGCGGGGACACGCCCCCGCAGGAGGGCUGCAGCGUCCCUGCCCCGCCCACACUGAGCGAGCAGAUCUUUGCAGCUAUACGGGCAGGUGACGUGGCGGCCCUGGAUAAGCUGUCGGAACACCGGCAGACCUUCACCCAGACAGACGAGCGGGGUUGGAUCCCCCUGCAUGAGGCUGCGGUCCAGACCAACAGGAACAUCCUGCAGACCACCUUCUCAGCCUCCCCCCAGGGCACGGGGCAGAGGCAGACACUGCGAAGGGAAACGCCCCUUUUCCUGGCUGCGGGGCGGGGCCUCGUGGGGAACGUCGCCUUCCUGCUGCAGAACGGCUGCAGCCCAGACACUCCCAACGAGGAGGAGGACUCGCCACUGAUCUCAGCUGUAAAGAAUGACCAGUACGACGUGGCCUCGCUGCUGCUCCGCUACAAGGCGGAUGUGAACCAGGAGGGCAUGCAUCGCAGGAGAGCGCUGCAUGAGGCCGCUCACCUGGGCAUGGAGAGCUUCGUUAACCUGCUGCUGGAGAGCGGAGCUCAGCUCGACCCCUGCAGCGCUUACAACAGGACCCCUCUUGCGCUGGCAGCUCAGAACGGACACAUGAGCGUGGUUCAGAUUCUGGUCCAGAGAGGAGCCCAGGUGAACGCUCAGGCCAUGGAUUCAGCCUCGGUGCUGUUUGAAGCAGCAGGAUCAGGAAACCCCGACAUCAUCGACCUGCUGCUGGAGUACGGCGCAGACGCCAACAUGCCCAACCGCACCGGCCACCUGCCAAUCCACCGGGUGGCACACCGCGGGCACCUGCUGGCACUGGAGCGGUUGAUUCCGGUGACACGGCGCGACGCGGUGAAGGACAGCGGGAUCAGCCCGCUGCACUCAGCGGCGGCCGGCGGACACUCGCAAUGCCUGGAGCUGCUGCUGGCUGCCGGCUACGACGCCAACUUCAUGCUGCACCAGCGUGUGCGCCGUAACUACGACGACCAGCGCAAGUCGGCGCUGUACUUCGCCGUGUCCAACAGUGACGUGCACUCGAGCAGGCUGCUGCUGGAGGCGGGCGCCAUGCCCAACCAGGACCCCGUCAACUGCCUGCAGGUGGCGCUGCGGCUGGGCAACUACGAGCUGAUCAACACGCUGCUGCGCUAUGGCGCCAACGUUAACUUCUACUCACGCGUCAACACCACGCACUUCCCGUCCGCCCUGCAGUACGCGCUGCGGGACGAGGUCAUGCUCCGCAUGCUGCUCAACUACGGCUACGACGUGCAGCGCUGCUUCCACUGUCCCUACGGCAACGCCUCACACGUGCCCCAGGACUACGAGGGCUGGAGCACCUCCAUCAUCAAGGACAUGGUGUUCUGUGAGGUGAUCAGUGUGUACUGGCUGAAGCACAUCUCAGGACAGGUGGUUCGCAUCAUGCUGGACUAUGUUGAUCAUGUGACCUUCUGCUCCAAGCUGAAAGUCAUCCUGGUGGAGCAGCCGCAGUGGCCAGAGAUCUGCCACAUUCAGGGUAACCCGCGCAGCCUGAAGCACAUGUGCCGGCUGGCGAUCCGGUCGUGCCUGGGCCGUCUGCGUCUCAGAGCGCCCGUCUUCAUGAGCUUCCUGCCGCUGCCGCCACGCCUGAAGGACUACAUCCUGUUCCGCGAAUACGACCUGUACGCGCAGGGCACCGUGAUGACCUCACGCUGAGGAGCCGCCCUGUUAGCCUCCCUCUACCCCUCUCCCUCUCCCUCUCUCUCUCUCUCCCCCUCUCUCUUUCUCUCCCUC
Molecule: messenger RNA, 2101 nt
Organism: Megalops cyprinoides (Indo-Pacific tarpon)
Lineage: Eukaryota; Metazoa; Chordata; Actinopteri; Elopiformes; Megalopidae
Gene: asb14b
Product: ankyrin repeat and SOCS box containing 14b
Exons: 10
Coding region: 152-2023 (623 amino acids)
Biological process (GO): intracellular signal transduction
Molecular function (GO): protein binding
Source: RefSeq, a predicted model, not a curated record